AGUUCAACACUAUUACCUACCAUCAAUACUACUAAUCCUGCUAUAGCUCCUCCUCCACCUAUCUUGGACCCUACAAAACAAUAUCAUCCAGAAUGGGGUGUUAUCAGAGAUCAAAAUUUUCAUCCUUUAACCCUUAAACAUCAACGUGAUUUAGAGAAUUCAUUUAAUGUAGGUUCUGCUAUUGCUGAUUUUUAUUUUUGGCAAGCUAAUCUUGGUGGAUAUUGUAUGGCUGAUAUGGUUCAAGGUAUUGUUGUCUCUUCUGAAGGCGCAUUUGUAUUAGAAAGAAAGAUAGUAGAAGGCGCACCUCAUCCAGGAAGAAGAAGAAAAAAAGCUUGGAUUGGA
Molecule: messenger RNA, 342 nt
Organism: Cokeromyces recurvatus
Lineage: Eukaryota; Fungi; Mucoromycota; Mucoromycetes; Mucorales; Mucoraceae
Exons: 2
Source: RefSeq, a predicted model, not a curated record